UCUACUGGAAUCGAAAAACGGCUUCUAAAGGUGAAUUGUCUUCGACAGCUUGAUUCUAAACUAGAUUUACAACUGCAUGAAAAACAACUAGUUCAUACACUUUACUUUAAUCAUCUCUCGAGACUUUCUAAUGAAAAAUCAAUCGGUCAGCUGUUGCUAAAUAAAAUUCAGGCCGAAAUUAGGACUUCUGCGAAAAUAGUUAGCUCUUCUGAAAUAACAGAGUUCUGGAAAAGAAAGGAAGAAAGUUCUUACAGAAAAACUUUAGACGGGCAUACACGAAAAGAAAAAGAAUAUUUGAGCUCUCUUCAUCUCGCAAAGUUACAAAACGAUGAUGACAUUAACAAGGAAUUUGCGCUGAUUGAUGUUCUCAUCCCAGGUGAAGACUCAAAAAUUGUGGAAGACAUGAACCAGACACUAUAG
Dentiscutata erythropus is the source of this 420-nucleotide messenger RNA. The record is from the annotation of a GenBank genome assembly. Lineage: Eukaryota; Fungi; Glomeromycota; Glomeromycetes; Diversisporales; Gigasporaceae.